This is a messenger RNA of Ascochyta rabiei, 2238 nucleotides long. Its product is annotated as COMPASS (complex proteins associated with Set1p) component. NCBI's taxonomy places the organism in Eukaryota, Fungi, Ascomycota, Dothideomycetes, Pleosporales, Didymellaceae. The transcript has a single exon. Bases 1 to 2238 code for a protein of 745 amino acids. Gene Ontology annotation, biological process: positive regulation of DNA-templated transcription. The record is from RefSeq and is a predicted model, not a curated record. Gene Ontology annotation, cellular component: Set1C/COMPASS complex.
AUGAGCAGCAUCAACGCCCUCCUCAACACCGAAGGCGCGGCCCCGGGGCGGCGUGAGAGCCUGUCCGAGCCCACGCCACACACGCCACACACCACCCACACCACACACCCGACACACACCACACACACCACACACACCGCGCACACGCCACACACGAAACACACCACACACACACCACACACACCACACACGACCACGUACGAGGCCGCCGACGCCCUCACCACGCUGGCCACGCUGGGCAGCGGCCAGCAGUACGCCCCGACACCGCCGCCCACCCGCGACCUGCCCUCGCCCACGGGCCCCAGCACUCGCCAGCUGCCCUCGCCCACGGGCCCCAGCACCCGCGACCUGCCCUCGCCCACGGCCCCCAGCACCAGCUUUGCCUCCCACCACGCCCACCACGCCCCCCUCGAGCCCUCGCCGCCCAUGGACCCGCCCCAGCCCCGCUCGCCCACCCUCGACCACUACCACCACGCCUCGCGCUCGCCCCAGGAGCAGAAGCGCCGCCAGUCCCUGCGCACCGACCCCGCCCCCGUCCUCGCUCCCAUCCAGCACCUGUCCUCGGCCCUGCAUCGCCACACCGACGAUGCACCGCCCGCCUCCGAGCCCACCGUCAAACACGAGCCCACCGUCAAACACGAGCCACGCGAUCCCACCCCCGCCCGCCCACUCCACCCCCCCGACCGUCAGACCUCGCCGCCCGCCGACGCCAUCGACGCAGACACGCGCAAGGCCAUCGACGCCGCAAAGGCCAGCGACCUGGGCCUGCGCACAAAGCGCACCGCGAGCGUCGCCGAGAGCCUCGCCUCCGCCACCGACGCCACGCCCGCCUCGGCCCCCUCGAAGAAGCGCCCUGCCCCCUCGUCCGCCUCGGCCGUCAAGAAAAAGGGCACCGCCAAGACCACAAAACCCUCCCACAAGAAGCGCAGGAUCGACGACCACGACACAACCCGCUCCCUCACACCCACCGCCAAGAACAGAAAAGGCUCGCACGCAGGCACCCCCGCCCUCCACUCCUCGCCCGCCCCCGACGACGCCCACGCCCACGCCCACGCCCACGAUGACGACGACGACGACCUCGACUCGUCCGAGGACCACAACCUCUACUGCAUCUGCAAGAAGCCAGACAACCACAGGUGGAUGAUUGGCUGCGACGGCGGCUGCGACGACUGGUUCCACGGCGACUGCGUCAACAUGAAGCAGGCCGACGAGGGCCUCGUCGACAAGUUCAUCUGCCCGCUCUGCGAAGACGCCGGCCGAGGCAACACCACCUGGAAGCCCAUGUGCAGGCGAGACGGCUGUCGGAGGCCAGCCCGCCUCACAAAGGGCCAGGGCAGCAAGUACUGCUCCGACGACUGCGGCCUCCUCUUCAUGCAGGAGCAGCUGCAGCGCACCGCCGGCGCAAAGGGCGCCAACGGCCAAAAGGACAAGGCGAGGAAGAAGAAGAAGCCCGCGCCCCCCGAACACGACGCCCGCCACGACGCCCGCCACGACGAGGAAGAGCCCACGCCCCUCGGCGGCGUCCUGCGCGCAAAGGACCUCAAAGCCCUCAUCGACGCCUCGCCCAACAUCCAGGCCUUCAAGAACCUCGGCUCCGGCGUCCUCUCCCCCCCGCACACCGCCUCCCCCACACGCACCACCUUCACCGCCAACCCCGACGACCUCGCCCUGACCACCGCCGAGACGGAGCGCCUGACCGCCCUGCACAACGAGAAGAGCCAGCUGAACACCCAGCUCGACGUGCUCAAGGACCGCGAGAAGUUUGUCAGCAUGGCCAAGGAGCAGGCCACGCGCGUAGCCGACCGCGAGAAGAUGAAGCUCAAGGACUUUUGCGGCUACGACGCCCGCCUCAGCUGGUCCGACGCCGAGUUUUUGCUGUGGCGCAACUCCAAGCACGGGCGCGCCGCCUUCCACUUCUCCACCCUCUCCCCGACCCCCGAGCAAAUCAGCUCCGUCGACGCCGACCUGGACGUGCGUGUCGACACGAGGGAAAGCGUGUGUCUGAAGAAGCGCUGCGCCAAGCACCCGCAAUGGCAGAAGCUGAACCUGCAGGACGCCCGCUUCGAGGAGCUGGAAGUCGUCGAGGCGAUCCGCGAGUGCGAGAAAGAAGAGCGCAGCGUCCGCGAGCGCGCCCGUCGCCGCAACGCAAAGGACACCAUGGCCAAGGAACUCACCGCCGGCGACGGGCGGGAAGAAGUCCGGAAUCGCGAGGGCUGGGUCGAGGUCGUGGCUACAUGA